AUGACUGAAAGCGUUCUUUUCGAUAUUCGAAAUUGGAUUCCGACCUACCUUACACCAAAGUAUGGCUUGGACACAUCCAAAAAGGAAAAAUCUGGCAUCUUCAUUGACGACUUGGCCAUCAUGCUGAACCACCUUUGGAUCCGUGACGAGGAGAUUUUUGCUCACGAGCGGCUUCGUGUCCAGUUAUCGGUUAACUUGAUCCUGGCCGGCGCUACCGCGACCAGGCCGGGAGCCUUGAUUGGGCAGUUGCUCUACGAGAACUUAGAGUUCCAACUGUUUCCUCCGCUGGAAUGGUAUGACCUUCGCCGAGGGUCUGGCAAGAAAUUAAAUGAAGCGCUCACGCCAGAGGAGAGAAACAAAAUUAUGGGACAUCGAAGGGGAGAUUCGAGCACUUACUUGCAAUAUUAUAUGUCAAACUUCAUUGACGUGGAUUGUUACCGCAGCCGAGAGCACGCAGAAGGCACUGAAAUGCAGAAGCGAUACGACCGUUACAACAAGAAGAUUAACAACUUGCGCCGGGUCUUGAAGGCGUCUCAAUUACAAAAAGCCAUUCAAGACUUUCACACCAAUGUCCAUGUGGACGAGGUUGAUCGACAACUCCGGGGUGUAAAGCCUGCCGACGUCAUCUCACCGCCAAACAUAGAACACGGCAUCUUUACUCUCUUUGCGUGUGGAUUUGAUAUCGGCACUCACCCGGCUUUGCAAGCGACGUGA
Molecule: messenger RNA, 714 nt
Organism: Hirsutella rhossiliensis
Lineage: Eukaryota; Fungi; Ascomycota; Sordariomycetes; Hypocreales; Ophiocordycipitaceae
Exons: 6
Coding region: 1-714 (237 amino acids)
Source: RefSeq, a predicted model, not a curated record